Molecule: messenger RNA, 1754 nt
Organism: Physcomitrium patens
Lineage: Eukaryota; Viridiplantae; Streptophyta; Bryopsida; Funariales; Funariaceae
Product: arogenate dehydratase 2
Biological process (GO): L-phenylalanine biosynthetic process
Cellular component (GO): chloroplast; cytoplasm
Molecular function (GO): prephenate dehydratase activity; arogenate dehydratase activity
Source: RefSeq, a predicted model, not a curated record
GAGUGUAAAGUGCGAAGGCGGCGGCGACUUGAACUCUUUUCGACAACCAGCUCGGCCCGGGCUCUUUAUGAUUGCGGUAUGAGCCCAGGGCCCCCCCGGCUCGUGCUGCAACUGCUGGUUUAGGGUUUGUUAGAGCGCGGGAUUGGAAAUAGGAAUGAUAGCGGCGAAGCUCGAGGAUCGUGCAUAGCUUCAAGAUGACUCUCUGCCCAGGAAGUACAGUGAGAGCUCUGGAGCCAUGUCUCACUGGAUUCGCGUCUAUAGAAAUCUCGACCAGUGCACCUUACACCUCGAGAAUUCUAUUCCAGCAGCCGAGAAGGCAUGGAGCGUUUGGAGAUGGUUGCAGGUGGCGAGAAUGCUGUGCACUAGUGGGUUCUAUGAGUCGCAGUUCUUCAUCCAAGGGUAGUGGUGGCUACUUAGGGUAUAGGCCUGUUCUCGCUGCCCAGGAUGCCUCCUCUACUCAGAUUGAGGAAGGGAACCCCGAGCAAAUCUGGGGCACUAACGCGCCGGUGGUUUCUACGACCGAGCUAGUCAGCCUAACACUACCUAAGCCUUUGUCCAUCACCGAUUUGGCCUUACCACCCAGGCAUGGAUCUGAUUUACGUGUAGCUUAUCAGGGUGUUCCUGGAGCUUACAGUGAAGCAGCUGCUGCUAAAGCAUAUCCUAGGUGUGAGGCUGUUCCUUGUGAACAGUUUGAAGCUGCUUUUCAGGCAGUAGAGCUUUGGCUGGUUGACAGAGCAGUGUUGCCGAUAGAGAAUUCUCUUGGUGGAAGCAUUCAUCGCAAUUAUGAUUUACUUCUGCGUCAUCGGCUUCAUAUAGUUGGUGAAGUUCAACUUGCAAUUCAUCAUUGCCUCUUAGCACUCCCUGGUGUGAAAAAGGAGGAAUUAUUACGAGUUGUCAGUCAUCCACAGGCUCUAGCUCAGUGUGAGCAAGGAUUGACGAAGUUAGGUGUGGCUCGAGAAGCUGUAGAUGAUACUGCCGGAGCUGCACAGUUCAUUGCCGCUCAUAAAUUGAAGGACACAGGAGCUGUUGCAAGUGCACGGGCUGCAGAAAUAUAUGGGCUGGAAAUCCUAGUGGAUGGCUUACAGGAUGAUCUAGACAACGUCACUCGGUUUCUAAUGCUCGCUCGAGAACCUAUCAUUCCAAGAACUGACAGACCAUUCAAGACCAGUAUCGUGUUCACAUUAGAGGAAGGACCAGGUGUUCUGUUCAAGGCACUCGCAGUCUUUGCCCUACGGGAAAUCAAUCUUACCAAGAUUGAAAGUCGUCCUCAAAGAAAGAGGCCGUUACGCGUGGUGGAUGAUAGCAACAAUGGAAGUGCCAAAUAUUUUGAUUAUCUAUUCUAUGUGGACUUUGAAGCUUCUAUGGCUGAUUUGCGGGCGCAGAAUGCUCUUGGGCACUUACAGGAGUUUGCUACCUUCUUGAGGGUACUGGGUAGUUAUCCGAUGGAUAUUAGCCCAAUGCGAGCUUGAGACGGAUACUUUUAAGAUGGAGUGUAAAGUCAACGUCGUUGCCCUUUUGAGUAAAGAUAUUUUUGCAUAAACUUCCUGCAAAAAAGGCUGCUGAUCCCUUAGUCAAUGUGGAAAGUUGAACCGCUGGUCUUGUUUUGGAUUCACUUGUAAAAUGUAGUCAUGAAAUGUCAAACCCAGAUGCGAUGACCAAAAACCCUACAUGAGGUCUUUCUAUUCUUGGUAUUCCUGAUCAGGGGAUGAGUUUAUAAUGGAUCAUAUUGCACGUCAACGUGGUUCUUUCAUCUU